Molecule: messenger RNA, 4356 nt
Organism: Pochonia chlamydosporia 170
Lineage: Eukaryota; Fungi; Ascomycota; Sordariomycetes; Hypocreales; Clavicipitaceae
Product: paired amphipathic helix repeat domain-containing protein
Exons: 4
Coding region: 1-4356 (1451 amino acids)
Biological process (GO): negative regulation of transcription by RNA polymerase II
Cellular component (GO): Sin3-type complex; chromatin
Molecular function (GO): transcription corepressor activity
Source: RefSeq, a predicted model, not a curated record
AUGAAUAACCAGAACCUCCACGGGCGCAGUGGUGGUCCGCCGUACGAUCGCGAUCGCGAAAUGGACGACCGACACCGCGCCAUGCAGCAGCACGAAGAUAUGCGCCGUGACCAAGAGCGAGAGAGAGAACGCGAACGCGACCGGGAGAGAGAACAAGCCGAUCGGUACCAGCAGGGUCCUGGGGUGCCUCAUCAGAGCAGCGCUGGCUCCAUCCCGAUUCACCAGCCUGUGGCAUCGCGGAUCCCGGGUGCUAUACACAGUCCGGGGGGUCUGCUUGCGAAUCAUAGUGGCAACCCGCCGCCGCCUGGUGCUUCUCUGGGCGCGCCGUCGGGGCCUGUCAAUUUUGGGGGUCCCCUCCAGCAGAGCGGUGCUGCGUCUCAACAGCAUCAGAUGUAUGCGCCGAUUGGGCAUUCGCAAGCUCCUCCGAGUGCUGGGCAGCCGGCCCCGGCUUCGGCUGCGGGAUUUGGCGGCCCUCAGGCACAGCAGCAGCCUGGACAGCAGGAUCGCGGAGCGGCAGCUAAGGGAGCUGCGGCGAUUGUAGGCGUGACGCCUGGCGGACAUCAGAUUCCGGGGGGGAUCACACAGGGCCAGCAGCCGAUUCUUAAUGAUGCGUUAACCUACUUGGACCAAGUCAAGGUCCAGUUUCACGACCAGCCCGAUGUUUAUAACAGGUUCUUGGACAUUAUGAAAGAUUUCAAGAGUCAAGCCAUUGAUACACCGGGCGUCAUUAACCGGGUCUCGGAGCUGUUUGCUGGGCAUCCUAACCUCAUUCAGGGCUUCAACACCUUUCUGCCUCCCGGCUACAGGAUUGAGUGCGGCGCCGGAAACGAUCCAAACACGAUUCGAGUGACAACUCCGAUGGGCACUACCGUACAGUCCAUAGCUGGACGUGGUCAGGGAGAACAUGGUGGCCCUGGUAUGAGCCAGCCUCUAUUUCCAGAGCGCGGCAGUCAAUGGCAGCAACAGCAGCCGCCGCAAUCACAACAACAGCAGCAGCAGCAACGCUCGCAACAUAGCAUUGAGAGCCCCGAGGCGAACUUUAGCACGCCUGUACAAAACGGAGCCAGUCUCUUUGUUCAGGCCGCAGCCCAAAGCGGCGCGUUUGAUGCCCCUGGCUCUUCGCAAAGAAAUGCGGCUCAGGGGCAACCUGGUGCUGCCAACGCGCCCGGGUCAAGACAGACCCCAGGUCCAACAUCAGGACCGGGAGGAGCCAAUGUUGGCGCAGGCAACCAAGCCAACAUGGAGCGCCGCGGUCCUGUUGAGUUCAAUCACGCCAUUAGUUAUGUCAACAAAAUCAAGAACCGCUUUCAGGAUAAGCCCGAGAUCUACAAACAAUUCCUCGAGAUACUCCAAACUUAUCAGCGGGAACAGAAGCCUAUUCAGGAUGUGUACGCUCAGGUCACAACUCUGUUCAAUGCUGCGCCAGACCUGCUUGAAGACUUCAAACAGUUCCUACCCGAGUCUGCGGGACAGGCCAAGGCGACUCCCGGCCGUGGUGAUGAUGGCGCUCCUGCUGGGCCAAGUCACACCCCCCAGCCUGGCGGGCAAAAGAUGCCUCCGCUGGGCAGCUUUGCGCCUCCGCCCAGCGCCAGCAAGGACAAUAAGAAAAGACCUCGCGGUGACAAGCAGGCUGCUGUUGCUGAAGCGGCCCUUCCCGAGACAAAUGCUGUGAAUCGACUUCAACAAAGCGUUGUUAAUGGCACCGGCAAGCGAACAAAAGUCAGUCAUGCCAGGGCUACCGGAGAUCCUUCAACUAUCGAACCUACGCUCACUCCGGUUAUGCCUGAGCCGUAUCCCCCUCGUCCAUCUGCCACGUCCAACCAGGAAGAAAUCGCCUUCUUCGAACGGGUGAAGAAAUUCCUCAGCAACCGAUCGUCGAUGAACGAGUUUUUGAAGCUUUGCAAUCUUUUCAGCCAGGGGAUCAUUGACCGAAAUACUCUGUUCCACAAGGGCGCUCUGUUCAUCGGAGCCAACCCAGACCUGAUGACGUUUUGGAAGACGUUUGUUGGCGUGGACUCUCAGGAUGUCGUCAUUGAGAAUCAGCCAGCACCUCCCACGGAGAAGCUGUCGCUCAGUAAUUGCCGAGGAUACGGCCCUAGCUACAGACUUCUUCCCAAGAGAGAGCGCUUGAAGCCCUGCAGUGGCCGCGACGAGCUGUGCCACUCGGUUCUCAAUGACCAGUGGGCGUCCCACCCAACCUGGGCUAGUGAGGAUUCUGGCUUUGUAGCUCACCGUAAGAACCAGUUCGAAGAGGGCCUUCACAGGAUUGAAGAGGAACGCCAUGAUUAUGACUUCAACAUCGAGGCCAAUCUUAAGUGUAUUCAGCUUCUGGAACCGAUUGCGCAGCAGAUGCUUGCCAUGUCAGCCGCGGAGAGAGAGUCUUUCCAUAUGCCUGCGGCACUUGCUGGCCAAAGCACGUCAAUAUUCAAGAGAAUCUGUAAGAAGAUUUACGGUGAGAGGGGUAUCGAUGUCGUCAAUGACAUGUACAGCCACCCCUUUGACGUGGUGCCAGUCCUGCUGGCCCGCAUGAGACAGAAGGACGAGGAGUGGCGCUUCUCGCAGCGCGAAUGGGAGAAGGUCUGGCAUGCGCAGACGGAGAACAUGCACCUCAAGAGCCUGGAUCACAUGGGCAUCCUCGUCAAAUCUACCGACAAGCGGAACCUCACUGCCAAGCACCUGGUUGAUGUCAUCAAGACCAAGCAUGAGGAGCAGCGCCGUGAACGUGCUCUCAAAGGCAAGGCUCCUCGUCACCAGUUGGUUUGGGACUUUAACAACAAGCAGGUCAUUCUGCAGCUGCUCCGCCUGAUGAUGCUCUACAGCAUGCACAACGGACAGCACAGCACUCAGGAGAAGGAGAGAAUUUUGGACUUUUUUGAGACGUUCGUCCCAGCAUUCUUUGACCUUCCGGAAGAGAUGUAUCAGGACAAGCUACCGAAAAUGCAACCAGAUUCCGGCGAAGAUGAUAACGAGGACUCUACUCCUGCUGAGCUGACGAACGGACGAAGCCGCCGUAAUGGCAAGAAAGGGGACCUACUUAGGGGAGUAUUGGACCCCGUGCGCAACGGCAGCAAGCCUCGCAGCCAGAAGGAAGAUAGUGCCGCCUCUGGAAGCAAGGAGACCACUCCUGAUGUCACGUCGGCCAAUGAGGAGGAGAUGGGCGAUGCGCCCGAGGAGGCUGCCGUGCCAGAAGUCUCAAAUGAGCGGUGGAUGCCAACCAUCCCUAAGCCGGUUGUUGUUGGCGGCGACAAUGCUCUCCUUGACGAAGGCGGCGAGUUGAAAGCGGACGGCUUCUUCACGCGGCCCUGGUACAACUUCUUCUGUAAUCAGACCAUUUACGUCUUCUUUAACAUCUUCCAGACGCUCUACAACCGCCUGCUGGACAUCAAGGAAAGCCACGAGCUUGUUUCUCAAGCGAUUGAGCGUCUUAACAGACCCAAGCCAGCGAGGGACAUUGGCUUCACUGAGAACCACAUGACGUUCUUUGAGCCGACCGAUGACCCCGAGAUGUUUUGGCCCAAGACCGUGGAGCUGAUAGAGGAGUACAUCACCGGCGAGGUUGACGAGAACCGCUACCAGGAUGUGUUGCGCCACUACUACCUUAAGAACGGAUGGAAGCUGUACACUAUUCAGGAUCUCCUCAAGACGCUGUGCCGACUGGCUCUGACCUGCAGCAGCACUGAUGCCAAGGAGAAGACGCCCGACCUGAUCCAUCAGUAUCUGACUAGCCGGGAGAAGGAGGAGACCAGCUACCAGACGGAAAUCUCGGCGCGAAAGUUUGCAGAGAAGUGCGUUAAGGACGGCGACAUUUUUGUCAUUUGCUGGUUCCCACAAAAGAAUGAAGCGACGGUUCGUUGGCUGCAGCGCGACGAAACGACGUUUUACAUGGACGAGAUGCAGGUCCGCGAGCGUUGGCAAUAUUACAUCUCAUCAUUCAUCCGGGUUGAACCCACAGAGGGCAUCCCCCGCUCCAGACUGCAAAAGGUGGUCUUGACGAGAAAUCUGCCGUCCGGUGACACCGACUCCGAUUCAGACGAAGUCCCCAAGCCUCUGUCAUACAAUGAGAGUCUAACGACCAGCAUCUGUCUCAAGAGCUCGAAAAUGGUCUGGGGCCCCGGUACAUCCGAGUACUUCAUCUACGAUCAGUCCCCGAAGACGCAGGAGGAGCGGGAGCGCCGAGAAAAGUUCACAAAGGCGCUCAGCGCGCACCGCGAAAGUAAACUCGUUGAAAAGAUGGUGCAUAACCCCUCAUGGACCAAGGACAUGAGUCCCGAAGAAGUUCAGGAGCAGAAUAAGAACUUUCGCAAGUGGAUGGAUGAUGGGGUUGCGCCUCCGGGUGGGGACGUUGAGAUGGAUUAG